This is a messenger RNA of Caenorhabditis remanei, 1134 nucleotides long. RefSeq lists its product as uncharacterized. Lineage: Eukaryota; Metazoa; Nematoda; Chromadorea; Rhabditida; Rhabditidae. The record is from RefSeq and is a predicted model, not a curated record. Bases 1 to 1134 code for a protein of 377 amino acids. The transcript is spliced from 6 exons.
AUGGACUCCCAUGACUACUGGCAGAAUGCUGGACAUAACCAGAACAUGAGUCAGUGCCCUCAGUCAGUACCCACGUGGCCACAUCAUCAGACGUAUCAGAGCUAUCAGUACGAUUAUGUCAAGCCAGGACAACAAAAUCAGAUGGAGCAGCAGCAGAAUUCGAAUCAAUGGACAUAUCCACAGAGUUCACAGAACGACGACUUUAAAAAAGCAUGUGACCAACUACUGGAUCCGGAUAUGGAUAUUGGUGAUGGACAGCAAGAGUAUCCAGAAGGUGUAUUACUGUCAGUUCCAACUGGAGAACAAUGGAAUCAGCAGAGCCCAAUCAUUGGUAACAACAAUAAUAAUAACAAUGAGGACCAGGUCAAUCCACAACAAUCAAAUCAUGGACCAUGGGCACCGAUGGGACCUGUUGACCCCAUGCAAGCGCAGGUCAAUUCGGAGAUUGAUAAGUUUUGCAUUCGAGAGAGAAACAAGGGAUACUCUGCCAAGUGUUUAGGCCGCAAGAAAGAUGAAUGCAAAUCCAAUGUGUCCAAAGCGGAAAAUCUCUCGAAUGAUGCCAGAAUAUUUGCAACUGAAAAUGAGCAGAAAGAGAGAAUUCUGGAAUACUCUGUCGAUCACGUCUUGAUUCCAUUCCUGGGUGAUAACAACUGUAACUUCGACUUGACUUCCUAUAGAAACAUCGAGGCGGAGAAAGAGUUUAUUCAAGAGACCAUCAGUCAAAAGAAGGCAGACGAUAAGGGAUUCCAGGAAAAAGUACAGAAGACCAGAGCUGCCAAAGAAAAGUUGACAGUACAUGAGAAUGAGAAUGCCAACCGACAUACGAUCCCGGUUUGGAUUGUGAAAAAUGGUGAGAGAAAGCGUGCUUCAGAGAAAACACUCGCUACACGUGUUCAUCGUGCAAAAACAGCAUUUGAGAGUUGUGAGAGUGACUACAAAGCGGCGGCAUAUCAAUAUAAACUCCAACGUGAAGCUCUGAUUUCUGAUCUCUUGGACCGUCACUGGAACUAUUUCGCCCCUUACAUCGAGUAUAUCCUCACGAAUUCCCCUCAAGAAGUAUGGCAACAAGCAGAAAGUAAUGGUACUGUGGAGACGCUGAACUACGUGUAUUCUUUGAUUUUUAAACCCGGAUAA